UGUGCGGUCCUAUUUGUAUGAACUUCGAACCGUUCAAGCUGAGGGAAGCCAGUUCUUCUUCCACCAUAUAGUUCAAGAGAAAGACAGGACGCAAUAGGAUAUAUUAACGAUGGGAAAGCUGAUCAAGAAUCAUUGGGCUCGCCUGAUCAUUCUGACGGCAGCGGCACGUAUGUACCAAUGCGCCGCCGGAGUGCACGGCUUCUUCUGGCCCAAGGUCUUUUGGGACUUCCUAACAAAGAAUCUCGACGGCGCCGUAAAACCCGUUCCUGUCCUGCAAAUUCUCAACUUGUUGUUCGGACUCUUAUGCCUAGCCUGGGAAUGGCCGCUGAAACCCCUCGCCGGAACUGCGAUGCACCGUAGCAUUGAGAUACGAUUGCUGGUAUUUCCCAUCAGUACGCUAUGUGCGAUAUUGCUAUAUCAGGGGACCAAUUCUGCACUUUAUUACCUGAUCGGAAUGGUUGUGUAUUUCUGGGCGUAUAGUGAGGGAGAGGUUGUCUGCGCUGAGCCAUGGACACUGCCCAGGAGAAUAAGACCCGGCCAGCCGAAAGUGUAAGACAAAGGCAAAGCCCAUAAGGCACAUCAGCGCUUUGAUUCCCGUCCAUUUAUGGACUUGUCGACUUGGCUCCUCUUAUCCAGCGAGCCAGCGAGGAUGAUAAAGAGCUGUGUUUCAACAGAAAACUUCACUUCCAUCCGAUUUUAGAUAUAUACCCGAUUUUAGAUCUAUACCCGUUUGUCAUACAUACUCUGUAUAUAGAUCCCUUUCCAACCUGUCUCCCACAGGUCGUAUAUAUGUAUUUAUCAUAUUUUUCAUGUGUUAUAUGUUAUUGUUCAAGCAUUUACAGCGUUGCUUUCUGGUCUUUUUUGUUUACCCACUGCCUAUUCUCUCGAACCUGCCUUGGCAAAGUUGCUCGUAUAAAAAUGCGUCAGUAAGACAUAAAAAAGAUAUUUUAAUUGCUUUUCGCAUUGUUGCCUAGAGGCAAGUCGUCAACGACUGAAAUAU
This is a messenger RNA of Blastomyces dermatitidis ER-3, 1000 nucleotides long. Its product is annotated as PRO41 protein. The coding region runs from base 110 to 553 and encodes 147 amino acids. The record is from RefSeq and is a predicted model, not a curated record. Lineage: Eukaryota; Fungi; Ascomycota; Eurotiomycetes; Onygenales; Ajellomycetaceae. The transcript is spliced from 3 exons.